UUUCUCUCAGGCGGCUACAUAGCAGCAGCAGGUCUGCGUCGUCAGGACCCAGCCCUCCGAGUGCUCAUCUCCUUGGCCUCACCGGACCACGGACGUCUCUACCGCGAGAUUUUGUCCAACGCCAACGAACGUCUUCCACCGUUCGUCGACUCUCUCCUUGAUUUCCUGGCCGAGCACGACUUCGACGGAGUCGAGAUCGACUGGGAAAACGCGUCUGCCGGGCCCCUCAAGUACCUCCUGAGACAACUGCGCGCCGCUUUUCAGGAACGAGGCUACAUCCUCUUGGUGGCUCUCAGACCCGAGCAGAUCGCCGAUUCCGAACUCGCGGAACUUGCCGAUCUCCUGGUGCUCAGAGCAUGGCACUCGAGGAGAGUCGCCGAGGUCGUACAGAGCCCGGCGCCGUUGGGAUUUGUUACCAGCCUUGUGGAGAGUCUCACUAGGAGGGGUGUGCCUGCUGCCAAGAUCGUCGUUGGUAUGCCGUUCUUCGGAUGGUCUUACAAAUUGGCUCAGAAGGAUGACGGAGAGUCGCAGCACGCCGUUGGAUUCGGUAUCAAUGGCCCGUACACCAAGCAUAGAGGACAGCUUGCGUACUUUGAGAUCUGCGAAAAACUAGAAGAUCCGUGGCAAUUCAAGCGUCACGAAAAGAACGGCUCGUACCUGGUUCUCGGCGACCAGUGGAUCGGUUACGACGACCCCCUAUCAGUGAAAAUCAAGGCGGCCUACGUGAAAUCCGCCAGUCUGGGAGGUCUCUCCCUCUACUCUCUGGACCUGGACGACUUCCAGGGUAUCUGCGGUGACUCCUGGCCGCUGUUCAACGCAGCCGUUCAGACCCUCGGUAUCUACGACGGUCCGAAAGAGAGGUGCCCCAAGACCGGUCUCUUCAGCGAUCCCGACAACUGUUCCGGUUUUCUCUCCUGCUUCAACGGUUACCUCCACCGCGGUCACUGCGGCAUGGGCCGCUUCUACGACCCAAUCCGCGGACGCUGUGUCAGCGCAAGCCCGGAGGUCUGUGACCCAGGCCACAGCGACAAGUUCAGCUACGCCAACUGGAGUCUCGAGCGACUGCGUCAACUCCAGAGACUCGAGAAGCUCGAACUUCUCGAAGAUGGACCCCGAGUCGUGUGCUACGUCACCAGCUGGGCUAUGUACCGCAAAGGCGAGGGCAAGUUCGUCCCCGAGCACCUCGACGCCAGACUCUGUACCGACGUCGUCUACGCGUUUGCUGGACUGAACCCUGAGACCCUCACCGUUCACUCGUUCGAUCCUUGGGCUGAUAUCGAGAACAAUCUCUACCAACGAGUAACCUCUAUCUCCGGUUCUCGCGUCCUCUUGGCUCUUGGUGGCUGGACCGACAGUGCCGGCGACAAGUACUCCCGACUCGUGAACAGCGCCUCGUCACGUCGCAAGUUCGUCGCCUCUGCUGUGCAUUUCUUGCGCAAGCACAACUUCCAAGGUCUGUCGCUCGAGUGGAAUUAUCCGGGCUGUUGGCAGAGCGACUGUCGUCGUGGACCUGAGACCGACAGGCCCAACUUCGCGAGACUCCUUGCUGAGCUCAGGAAGGAGUUCGAUGCCCAGGAACCACCGCUUACCUUGGCCGUUGCCAUUUCCGGGUACAAGGAGGUCAUCGAUAAAGGUUACGACGUCCAGGAGAUCUCAAAGCUCGUCGAUUUCAUGACUGUCAUGAGCUACGACUAUCACGGAGCCUGGGAAUCGACGACCUCACAUCUGGCACCGCUGUUCGCUAUUCCCGGCGAUUCCAGCCCUUACUACAAUCUGAACUUUACCCUGAACUACCUGGUGAGUCUCGGUGCCGAUCGUUCCAAGAUCAUCGCUGACAUUCCCAUUUACGGACAAAGCUACAGGCUGACCUCGGCUGAUAAAAAUGGUCUGGGAGAUCCAGUGGCUGGUCCCGGUGCUGCCGGAGAAUACACCAGACAGCCCGGCAUGCUCGCCUACUACGAGAUCUGCGAUAGGAUCGAGAAGGAGAACUGGGAAUUGGGCCCUGGACCUAGCGCUCACUAUAAGGAUCAAUUCGUAAGCUUCGACAGCCCGAAGAGUAUUCUUUACAAGGGUCAGUACAUCCUGAAUCACGGCUUCGGAGGUGCAGCUGCCUGGACCGUCGAUCUCGAUGACUUCACCAAUCGCUGCUGCCAGGAGCCAUUUCCUCUUCUGCGUACCAUCAAUCGUGCUUUGGGUCGACUCUUAACCCCGGCGCCAUCGCAUAAGGACUGCAAGAAACCAGAAGAACCUGUGACACCGGUAGCACCAACCCUCACCACCCACGCCGAUGCAAAUGACGGUAAACCCGUGCCUACGAGACCGAUCACAACCCCGUCGACCAGGCCGACGACCUGGCCUACUUGGACGGAGAAGCCCACUACUCCCUGGAACCAGGGCACUUCCACCACCUGGUCUUGGACUUCGUCUAGCACUACCACCACCACUACCAGACGACCAAUCAUAACACCAGGUGUAACCAGCACCAAGCGUCCGAGCACUCAGCGUCCAACGACGCAGCGUCCAACCACGCAGCGUCCAACCACCCAGCGUCCAACCACCCAGCGUCCAACUAUACCGUCAACAGGUUCACUGUCCGGCUCAAGCUGCAACUCGGGAGAACAUCAACCCGAUCCGGCCAACUGUGGUACCUACUACCGCUGUGUCCUUGGAGAAUUCAAACGCGAGUUCUGCGCUCCAGGACUACACUGGGACGCCAACAGACACCUCUGCGACUGGCCCACCGCUGCCAAGUGCAAGAAAAUGUCCACCACCACUACGACGCGUAGGCCAACUUACGCUACAGUUCCAACGACCCAGUUCACGACACCCAACGCAGGCAUCCCGUCGCCUUCGACAACAAUCUCGACGGUGACACAGCGUCCCAACGGCAACAAACCCGGCAAGGACUGCGAACAUGGCCAGUACUACGCCUACCCGAAUUCCUGCACCCAUUUCCUGGUUUGCGUCAACGGAAAAUUGGUCAGACAGCAAUGUGGACCAGGGCUGAACUGGAACGAAGCCAAGAACAUGUGCGACUGGGCUUUCAAGAACCCCUGCAACGAUACCAAGCGGAACAUGCCGGCUAAGAUUACUCAGAAGGACGAAGCUCAGAGCUGUACCGCAGGCGAGUACCAGAGCGUACCCGGUGACUGCGAGAGCUACUACGCCUGUCUAUGGGGCAAAUUUGAGGAAUUCCAAUGCGCUCCAGGCUUGCACUUCAACGCCGAGAGCCACAUCUGCGACUGGCCAGCUCGCGCGAAAUGUCAGGCCACUGCUCCCAGUGGCGGAGCCCCAGCAGUUGACAAUGGUUCCGGUUUCACCACCCAGAAACCUUGGCAGCCACCACCAGCCCAGUCCACGACACCUCUACCGUCGGCCGAGAUCGAUCCCGAUAAGGUUUCACCAUUGUCUGGACACUUCAAGGUCGUCUGUUACUUCACCAACUGGGCCUGGUACCGUCGAGGCGUAGGUCGUUACCUACCCGAACACAUCGAUCACACCCUGUGCACCCACAUCGUCUACGGUUUCGCUGUACUCGACUACUCCAACCUUAUCAUCAAGGCUCACGACUCCUGGGCUGACUUUGACAACCGCUUCUACGAGAGAGUCGUAGCGUACAAGAAACGCGGUCUAAAAGUGAGUCUCGCCCUGGGUGGUUGGAACGAUUCAGCCGGUGACAAGUACUCGCGACUGGUGAACAAUCCUGUGGCCAGGCAGAAAUUCGUCGAACAUGCGCUUCAGUUCGUCGAGAAGUACGGGUUCGACGGUCUUGACCUCGACUGGGAGUAUCCAGUUUGUUGGCAGACCGACUGCAAAAAGGGUCCAGACUCUGAUAAAGAAGGUUUCUCCGACCUAGUUCGCGAACUGAGCCAAGUAUUCCGUCCACGUGGUCUGCUCCUUUCGACCGCUGUAUCACCGAGUAAGAAGAUCAUCGACGCCGGCUACGAUGUCCCGGUGCUCGCCAAGUACUUCGACUGGAUCGCCGUGAUGACCUACGACUACCACGGUCAAUGGGACAAGCGUACCGGACACGUCGCUCCCAUGUACUACCACCCUGAUGACGAGUUUUACUACUUCAACGCUAACUACACCAUCAACUACUGGAUCUCAAAGGGUGCACCACCAAGGACCCUUGUCAUGGGUAUGCCGCUGUACGGCCAGGCCUUCUCUCUAAACGAUCCAAGUCGAGGCACUGGUCUAAAUUCACCGGCUAGUGCCGGAACCGCCGGUGAAUUCACCAAAGCUGCCGGUUUCCUCGCCUACUACGAGAUCUGCGACCGGAUCCAUAACAAGGGAUGGCAGGUGGUGCAGGACCCCGAGAGGCGCAUGGGACCAUACGCGUACAAGGGCAACCAGUGGGUCAGCUUCGACGAUGCUGACAUGAUUAGACAAAAGGCUCAGUACGUAAGAGACAUGGGUCUUGGAGGUGGUAUGGUUUGGGCUCUGGACCUCGACGAUUUCAGAGGAAGAUGCGGAGAGGGACAGCAUCCUCUGAUGCAUACGCUCCAGCAGGUGCUUGCUGACCCACCUAAUAGUCACGACAGACCGAUCAACCCACCGCGCUAUGGUCAAAAGCUCGAAUGGCGUAUGGCUGACUCUCCGUCAAGGAAAGAGGUCUCGGCCAAUCUGAAACAGAACGAAGAUGACGAAUACAAGGUCGUGUGCUACUUCACUAACUGGGCCUGGUACAGGCAGGGCGACGGUAAAUUCCUUCCUGAAGACAUCGAUGCUGAUCUCUGUUCUCACAUCAUCUACGGAUUCGCUGUCCUUGAUGGCUCGAGUCACACCAUCAAGACUCACGAUUCCUGGGCUGACGUUGACAACAAAUUCUACGAGAGAGUAGUAGCUUACAAAGCCAAAGGCAAAAAGGUCCUAGUGGCUAUAGGAGGAUGGAACGACUCAGCCGGUGACAAGUAUAGCAAGCUGGUAAACAAUCCAGCUAACAGGAGGAAAUUCAUCACCCACGUUAUCCAGUUCAUCGAGAAAUACGGCUUCGACGGUCUCGAUCUCGACUGGGAGUAUCCCGUUUGCUGGCAGGUCGACUGCAACAAGGGUCCAAAAUCCGAUAAGGAAGGCUUCACUGCGCUGGUUCGCGAAUUGAGCGCCGAGUUCAAACCUCGAGGCUUACUGCUGUCAUCCGCAGUAUCACCCAACAAGCGAGUUAUCGCUGAGGGCUAUGACGUUCCUGUCAUCGCUGAACAUCUUGACUGGAUCGCAGUCAUGACCUACGAUUACCACGGCCAGUGGGACAAGAAGACCGGACACAACGCACCUUUCUACGCUAGACCUGAUGACUGGGAUACUACAUUCAAUGCUAACUUCUCGAUCCACUACUGGAUGGAGCGCGGAGCUCCGGCGAAGAAGCUCGUGAUGGGCGUACCAUUGUACGGUCAGAGCUUCUCGCUCGCCGAGAGAAACGAUAACGGACUCAACGCACCAACCUACGGUGGCGGUGAGGCUGGAGACGCUACCAGAGCUCGCGGAUUCCUCUCUUACUAUGAGAUCUGCCAGAGAACGUUGACGAGAGGCUGGACGGUAGUUCAGGACCCGCAGCGUCGUAUUGGACCAUACGCUUACAAGGGUGACCAGUGGGUCAGUUUCGACGAUGCCGAACAGGUCAGGCGCAAGUCUGAGUUUAUCAAAAAACUCGGCCUCGGCGGAGGUAUGGUCUGGGCCCUCGACCUCGACGACUUCAAGAACUACUGCGGCUGCGAGCCUAGUCCGCUACUCAGGACCAUGAACCGAGUGCUGAGGAACUAUCCAGCCGGUCCUCUCUGCACAGUUUCUUCCUCGACUGUAACCGAGAACGAGCCUGCAACAAUCAAACCCACAACGGAGCGUCCAACGUACCCUCCAGCAAGUCAACCGAGUCGUCCAACGACUACUGACAUCCCGAUCGAAGUGGCAACUGAAGACGAGGACGCUGUUGAGGUCGAAGCUGGUGGUUCACUUCCUUCCCACGGUCAACCUCAGGGCGAUUGCCAUGGAAAACUCUUCAUCGCUCACAAGGACGACUGCCGCAAGUACUAUCUGUGCAACUUUGGCAUGCUCACGGAGCUGACCUGUCCCAACGGACUUGUGUGGAAUGAGGACCAUUGCGAUUGGCCUGAGAACACCAACUGCAAGGGCAAACCUUUCGGCGGUGGCUCAGGAUCACAACAAUUCGUUAGUACUGUGAGACCAACCACAACAACGUCAGCGGUACAUCCAGGUCAAUGGCAGGAACCAACUCGGCCCACCACCUCGACCACCACCGAAGACUACAGCAUCCAAGAGCAGCCAGAAGAGCUGAGCAUCGGCGGACGCAAGAUGGUCUGCUACUUCACCAACUGGGCUUGGUACCGUCAAGGCGUCGGUAAGUUCCUCCCCGAGGACAUCGAUCCGAAUCUCUGCACACACAUCGUCUACGGUUUCGCGGUUCUCGACUACGAGCGUCUGGUCAUCAAGAUGCACGAUUCCUGGGCCGACAUCGACAACGACUUCUACGGAAGAGUCACUAAGCUGAGGAAGAGAGGAAUCAGGGUAUUGAUCGGUAUCGGAGGUUGGAACGAUUCCGCUGGUGACAAGUACAGCAGACUAGUUAACAACCCCGAGGCUAGGAGGAGAUUCGUCCAGGACAUCCUGCAGUUCAUUGAAAAGCACGGAUUCAGUGGAUUAGAUCUGGACUGGGAGUAUCCCGUUUGCUGGCAGGUCGACUGCAGCAAGGGUCCAGCCUCGGACAAGGCUGCUUUCUCCGCUCUCGUGAGUGAGCUGAGCUCUGCGUUCAAACCUCGUGGUCUCCUGCUGUCCGCAGCUGUAUCGCCGAGCAAACAAGUCAUCGACGCAGGCUACGACGUACCGCUGCUCGGUCAACAUCUCGAUUGGAUCGCCGUCAUGACCUACGACUACCACGGUCAGUGGGACAAGAAGACUGGACACGUCGCGCCGCUGUACUACUAUCCGGGCGACGAUUACGACUACUUCAAUGCAAACUUCACCAUGAGAUACUGGAUCGAGAAAGGCGCGCCUUCCAGAAAAUUGGUCAUGGGAGUGCCACUUUACGGACAGAGCUUUACUCUGUCCCAGGGACUUCAGCACGGACUCAACGUUCCGGCGCCUGGUCCAGGACAAGCCGGAGAGUUCACAAGAGCGGCCGGUUUCUUGGCAUUCUACGAGAUCUGCAGCAAAGUCAAGAACAACGGAUGGGCGGUGGUAAAAGAUCCAGAAGGCCGGAUCGGACCGUACGCUACGAGAGGCGAUCAAUGGGUCGGUUAUGACGACGUAUCGGACGUUGCCAGGAAGGCGGACUUCAUCAGGGAAUUGGAUCUUGGCGGCGGCAUGAUCUGGGCACUGGACCUGGACGACUUCCGUAAUACCUGCAACUGCGGCAAAUAUCCGUUGCUCACAGCUCUUACUAAUGGACUUAAGGGUGAUGUUAGUCAGCGUCAAGACUGCACAUAAACAUCGACGUUGUGAAGAUCAAGAACGCGCAUCAUUGCUAUCCUUAGCAGGAAUCUAUCUGUGACAAAAUGGACAUUCCGUCCUUUGAGACAUGACUAACUGUCGUGAGCUCACUUAGCCCUUGCUGUAUCGGCCUGUUUUAAUAAAUGUGAGAAGACUAGUUCUUCAAAACCUUUGAAGCAGAAUUCAUACGGGAACGACUGCAAGUAAUCUUAUACAAUCGAGAUAUCAUACGAUAAGAAGCAGCCAAUAAUGCAAGGGCUAAGAACAAUACUUCGCUCUCCUCCUUGUACCUAAAAGCGGCGUAGGUACUUGGAAGAUAACGAAAUAAUGUAAGUCUUUCGAAAUAGUUUUUUAAGUGAUAUAUAACAUUAAGAUUUUAGGAUUUUAUAAGAUUCAAGAUCAUGUGACUUUUUUUAAUAACGUCGAGUAAUAUUAGCAUUGCUUAUACUUCGUUUCAGUAAAGAAAAAUGAACAUGUUUCAUUAUAAUGUACUUAAUUUUUCAAUUCUCUGAAUAAAAAAAGUGUAAAUCGUAAACUGCCUGUAUUCGAGAAAGUUUAUAUUAUUGUAUACAAUAAAAAUAAAGAAUGAUCUUUGUACAAA
Nasonia vitripennis (jewel wasp) is the source of this 8044-nucleotide messenger RNA. RefSeq names its product probable chitinase 10. The record is from RefSeq and is a predicted model, not a curated record. Gene Ontology annotation, biological process: carbohydrate metabolic process; chitin catabolic process. Gene Ontology annotation, cellular component: extracellular region. The coding region runs from base 475 to 7440 and encodes 2321 amino acids. The transcript is spliced from 22 exons. Gene Ontology annotation, molecular function: chitinase activity; chitin binding. NCBI's taxonomy places the organism in Eukaryota, Metazoa, Arthropoda, Insecta, Hymenoptera, Pteromalidae.